Etheostoma cragini (Arkansas darter) is the source of this 2043-nucleotide messenger RNA. It is a transcript of the gene pid1, whose product is annotated as phosphotyrosine interaction domain containing 1. The transcript has 3 exons. Gene Ontology annotation, cellular component: cytoplasm. Gene Ontology annotation, biological process: regulation of reactive oxygen species metabolic process; regulation of cell population proliferation; regulation of mitochondrial membrane potential. The record is from RefSeq and is a predicted model, not a curated record. Bases 229 to 906 code for a protein of 225 amino acids. NCBI's taxonomy places the organism in Eukaryota, Metazoa, Chordata, Actinopteri, Perciformes, Percidae.
GCACCUGAAAGCAGCAUUAGGAGCCGACCAGACGCGCAGAGAGCAGGUACCUCCACCUGCUGGUUGGUCCGACAACUACAGCCAGGCGGAGCAACAUAUUCUUCAUUACCGACCAGUCCAGAUUGAAGGAGGACAGAGAGGCAAGCCGUGAAAGCGAGCAGAUGUGAACCGGACUACGAAAAGAGAACAAGCUGCAGUUAAAGACGGAAGACCUUUGAUACUGCUAAUAUGUGGCAACCCGCUUCGGAGCGAUUGCAGCACUUUCAGACCAUGCUGAAGACCAAGCUAAAUGUGCUGACGCUGAGGAAGGAGCCCUUGCCCACGGUGAUCUUUCACGAGCCUGAGGCCAUCGAGCUCUGUUCCACCACACCGCUCACAAAGAGCAGAAUCCAUGCCGGGUACAAGGUUGCCUACCUGGGUAAGGUGACUAUCUCCGGGACCCAGUUCCUGUCUGGCUGCACAGAGUCGGCGGUGGUGGGUCUUGUGGAGCGUCGUGGCCUUGCUCAGCAGCAGGGCAGCUUCCCCGAAGGCAACUCUCUGCUGGAGAUCCGGCCCUUCCAGGUGCGUCUUCACCACCUGGAUGAGCACGGCGAGGCCUCAGUAACCAUGGACACCUACCAGGUGGCGCGGAUUGCCUACUGCACAGCUGACCACAGCGUCAGACCCAAUGUAUUUGCCUGGAUCUACCGGGAGAUCAACGAUGACCUGACCUUCCAAAUGGACUGCCAUGCUGUGGAGUGUGAGAGCAAGCUGGAGGCCAAGAAAUUGGCACACUCAAUGAUGGAGGCUUUCCGCAAGACUUUCCACAGCAUGCGCAGCGACGGGCGCAUCCACAAGAGUGGCUCAUCGGACGACUUUGCUGAGGACUCGUCCACCCCCGAAGACUCGACCCCAGACGACGGUUGAACUAAAACUCCCCUAAACUCCUGAUCUCCAUCCUAACUAAGCGAGGGGUAACUGGAAGGAUGGACGGAUUACCUGUUCUCUCUCAUUCUCCCACCUACUAUCUCAUUCUGUUAUCAAUUUGGAACAAAAUUAAGUGAACCUGAGAACCAACACACCCAGGAUAAUGAAGUAGCUUUUUAAUACUGUAAAUGGAAGGUAGAUGAAAAUGGAGUUACAAAAGACCUACAUUUACAUGCAGGGAUAGCAAAGUGCUGCCACAUUAAAUAAAUGGCCCUCAAAGACCUACAGGGGUCCUUUAAAGACCUCUGCAAACGCUCUCAAGAGAUUGACUCGACAUUUCUAUCUCCAUUUUCAACCACUGUCGCUCCUGCACUCAGCAGAGACUCUGUUUGUGGUUCUUAAGCUUUUUCACCAAGGAAACAACAACGUUUAGUCCCUGUUCUUCUGACCCCAGCUCAUGACAACCUAUUGCUACACCUGCCAUGUAUGGACCCAGCAGAACAGGCCUGUGACCUAUUUCCGGUCCCAAACCAGAGUUCAUGUAACUGUUGGAGCACAUAAAUUCUUUAAAUGUUUAAUUAUUUGGAUUUCUGUUACAAAGCUUUUGACCUUGCUAUUUGUAAAUGAGGAUGUGGAAAAAAAAAGCUAAGCCUUUAAGCACUAUUCAUUUUAUCACUAUGGUACCUUAGUCCAACCCCAAAAUGAUUGGCCGGCAUGGCUGUCAUGUGAACGAUGGAACCGGAGCUUCUACCGCCAUCUCCAUAUAAUAGGUACUUACAAAUUUAGAGUAUGCAUACGGUACCUGGAAGAAUAUAGGUGCUACAUUGAUGUUUAAUUUUAGAAGUUCUCACUGGGCUGAAAGCCUUGGCCUGUCUGCGACACCUUAAUCAUCUACUUCUGUUUUGAGUAUAUCAAAAUCCAGGCUGGAUUUUGCCUGUCAGAUUAUGUGCUCAGUUUAUGUGCCUCACUUUCCUCUCACAUGAGUUUGGUCUCUUUCCCACGUCCCUAUGUGUGUAUGUGUGCCAACCUUUUCUGUUUUUGUUUUUUCUGCGUGUAGCUGUAAUUGCUUACUUCUGUACUUUGUGUAUAUGAAUGUACACAUGAGUGCUUGUGUGUGUGUGUGUGUGUGUGUGUGUG